AUGAAACUUACACUAUCGGAAGAGUCCAAGGAGCGCAUCGCGAAGGUCAUCGAUGUUUCACGCAUCGCAAUUCAUUAUGGCUACCUCCCAUUAAUUCUCUACCUUGGUUAUACUCGCAGCGAACCCCGGCCAUCGUUCCUCCGGUAUGCUCCAAACCGCAACACGACUGCUAGCAUGGACUCAUUUGAAAACAGGCUCUUCUCCCCCUUGGGUUAG
Messenger RNA from Pseudovirgaria hyperparasitica, 216 nucleotides. RefSeq names its product Tom7-domain-containing protein. The transcript has 4 exons. Gene Ontology annotation, cellular component: mitochondrial outer membrane translocase complex. NCBI's taxonomy places the organism in Eukaryota, Fungi, Ascomycota, Dothideomycetes, Acrospermales, Acrospermaceae. The coding region runs from base 1 to 216 and encodes 71 amino acids. Gene Ontology annotation, biological process: protein import into mitochondrial matrix. The record is from RefSeq and is a predicted model, not a curated record.